AUGGGCUAUCCAGGGUUUGGUUAUCAAGAUAAAGAAGCAGAAAUCAUAAUCUCAGAUUCAGAUAUAAAUAAAACCAUAAUUUCUAACCAAGAUUUAAAUGAAUUUUAUGCAAAUAUUCCAUAUAAAUUUUAUAUAAAUGAUGAAAAUUAUGAAUUAGAUUCAGAUUUCUUGAAUUUCAUAUAUAAUUUAAUCUUGAAUAAUGAUUUCGAUUCUUUUAUGAAUAAAAAUUUUAUAUCAAGUACUGAAUUAGCUUCCAUAUUGAAUAAUUUGAAUAAAAGAUUGAAGAAUAAUGGGAAAGUUCCAAUAUUGAGUAAUAAUUUACCCAUAAAAGAAGUUGAUGAAGAUACAUAUACAGAUACUGAUAGUGAUUCAGAUACAGAUAGUGACGUUGAUUCAGAUGAUGAUUCUAAAAUCAUUGAUAUUCAAGGAUUAAUAUGGGAUAAUAUUGAACAACGUGAAAAUUUGUUAAAAAUAAGAGAAUUAAAACAUAAAUCAUUUACAAAUAUAACAGAUUCUAAACAAGAUGCUCAAAAGGAUAUCAACACGAUAUUGAAAAAUAUAAAUUAUGGUUGGAAAUUUGGUGUUUAUUUCAAAAUCCCCAAGCCUAAACUUUCACAUUUCCAAUUAAGAAAUAAUUUAAUUUGUUUAAAUUCUAUUAAGGAAGUUUUCUAUAAUGAAUUAUCAAAUGAAAAACCACCAAAUCAUGACUAUUAUGAUUUAUCAUUACCUACAUUACAUUCAGUGAUCAAAAAAAUCAAUACAUACACAGGUGAUAUUGAAACUGUCUUAAGUCUUGAUGAUGAUCCUAUAGAAAGAAUCUCCACUAUAGAAUGUACAGAUAAUGGGCUUUUAAUAGCUGGUACAUUAACAGGUUCAUAUCAUGUUAAGAAUUUAAAAACUGGUGAUACAACAAAGAAAAUCUUGACAACAAAUUCAAAUGGGAUUAUAAAUUUUGCCAAAUCAGUAGAGGAUUCUAUAUUGUUUUCAACAAAUGAUAUGAGAUUAAUCACAACUGAUUUACAAAAUUUUAAAGUUAGAAGUAUGGUUGAUUUUCCCUGGGCUAUAAAUUCAGUUUCUUUCAACCCACUAGAUCCAAAUAUUAAAUUAAUUGUUGGUGAUAAUAUAAACUCAUUUAUUUUGGAUGAUCGUGUCUCUGCAAAUAAACCUGUUAAUAUCAUAAAAGGUCAUAAAGAUUUUUCAUUCGCUUGUGAUUGGUCACAUAAUGGAACUUCAAUAGCUACAGGGAAUCAAGAUUCCACAGUCAGGGUAUAUGAUAUUAGAAAUUUAAAAGAAAAUCAAUAUUGUAUGAAGGGAGAAAUUGAAAGUUCAGUAAGAAAUGUUAAAUUUAAUAAUAAUGAUUCUAUGUUGGCAUUUUCCGAGGGGAUAGAUUAUGUUAAUCUUGUUGAUUUAAAUAGUAUUGAUUCUGGACAAGGUUCUAAACAAGUUAUUUCAAUGUUUGGUAAGAUUGUUGGAUUAGAUUUUUCAAAUUAUGAUGAUGGAACUGGUGAAAUGUUAACUGUGGGGAUUAAUGAUGAAUCUAUUGGUGGGAUUUUACAAUAUUUGUUGGAAAGUGAAGAGACAUAUGUUGAUUAUGAUUGGUUUUAA
Molecule: messenger RNA, 1605 nt
Organism: Hansenula ciferrii
Lineage: Eukaryota; Fungi; Ascomycota; Saccharomycetes; Phaffomycetales; Wickerhamomycetaceae
Product: Vegetative incompatibility protein
Exons: 1
Coding region: 1-1605 (534 amino acids)
Molecular function (GO): protein binding
Source: RefSeq, a predicted model, not a curated record